UUACAUAUCACGGAACAGGCAGAAAGCGAGCAGUCAGUUGCCAUAACCAUUUGCUCGCGCCAGGAGUGAUAUGUCCCCUUCACUACAUCCUGGGAUGGCGUACGGUCAUGAUGCAUAUUCGCCGCGGGAGUCACCACCUCAGGAUGAUCACCCUGCUUCAUAUGGCAAUGAAAUCGCGUCAAUGGCAGUGAUAUUUAAUUCCUCUUCUCAAAGGGAUCACAGUUUAACUUUUGAUGUGCCUCGUGAGAUCGGUUGCUACUCAGUGGGAGGCAAAACGCGCACAUACAUCGAUAGUCCCGUCAACAAAAGGUACCUCCGUGCUGAUAUACCGUGCAAGACGGCCGAGAUUAACCUGAAGUAUGGUCUAGAAGGUAGAGUGCCAAGGGACUGGACGAAGAGCGCUGCGUUAGAAAACCUACUUCACUGGGUUGAUCGCAACCGAGGCAAGGUGAUGCCGCCUUGUUCCUCUGAAGAAACACAACGAGUGCGCCCGGAUUUCAUAUGCAGCCGUGACGUUUUGAAGCUGUUUCUCUGCACUCCUUACUUGGCUAAAGAUGAGUGGCGAGUGGCAGCACGUCGCAUCGAGGGCGUCGUGUACCUGCGCAACGUUCUCUCGAAGGCGGAACAAGAUCGACGUCGUGGUACCCAAGAAGGAAAGGCAAACUGGAGCAGCAGGUUCCGACAGCACAUGGUCUCAUGCCAAAGAAGCAGUAAUGUUGUGCCCGAUAAGAUUGCCGACGAAACGCAGACGUACCAUGCCGUCCUCCAGAGCCAGCUGGGUACUCACAAGAUCAUCUUUGAGGCCGAAGUGAUGGCAGUCGACAAUUCCCAGGGAUUUACCAAGUCCGGCCUGAAUCCCUACGUGGAAUUCAGAACAUGCAUUGAUUUUGACGGUUUUAAAAAAGGAGAAAAAUACCUCAGGUACAAAUCUCUCAAAUGGUGGGCACACGCCCGGCUGGCUGGUGCAUCCAGCCUAGUGUGCGGCUCGUGCAGCGAAAGUGGCAUGGUGAAACGCAUCGAGAAGCUGCAGAUCUCCGACAUUCCUAAAAAGACGAAGAAGUUCUGGAAGGAAGAGGAGUGCAUGCGAUUCUGCGAUAACGUUCUCUCUUUUAUCAAGGAAUAUGUCCGGGAUGAUGAAAGGACGUACCUUUUCAACGUCGCGAUGGAGACUGAAACAGGCCACUCAUCAAGACGGAAAGUUGAAUGUAGGCGCCUUCAGAAUCCUUCACGUAUUCCAGUGCUGCCCGACUGGUACCUGCAAUCUAUGGUAACUGGCAAAUCUACCAGUUAAUACCCAACUUAACGACUUCGGACCACAUCUACGUUUCUUGAAGACACCCCAGAGAAGCCACGUCCUUCAUCAGAGCCACCUCUCGAGUGUCUCUGUGUGGACUCUAUUUUCAUCUGCUGGGCAAAACGGCUAUGUUUACAUCAGUUGAUUUACUCAACAGAAAACGUGCAUGGUCGCUAUUUAUCAAUGACGCGACAGCAUUUGUGACCAAUAUUUUAUCAGCACGAGCAUCCAUCAUGCUUCUUUUAAUCCUUUAAUAUCAAAUAAAUGAUAGUAUUUUUUGUUA
This is a messenger RNA of Dermacentor albipictus, 1577 nucleotides long. RefSeq names its product decapping and exoribonuclease protein-like. Lineage: Eukaryota; Metazoa; Arthropoda; Arachnida; Ixodida; Ixodidae. Gene Ontology annotation, biological process: NAD-cap decapping; nuclear-transcribed mRNA catabolic process. Gene Ontology annotation, cellular component: cytosol; nucleus. Gene Ontology annotation, molecular function: mRNA 5'-diphosphatase activity. The record is from RefSeq and is a predicted model, not a curated record.